Molecule: messenger RNA, 856 nt
Organism: Aphidius gifuensis
Lineage: Eukaryota; Metazoa; Arthropoda; Insecta; Hymenoptera; Braconidae
Product: DNA-directed RNA polymerases I, II, and III subunit RPABC1-like
Exons: 2
Coding region: 150-794 (214 amino acids)
Biological process (GO): DNA-templated transcription
Cellular component (GO): RNA polymerase II, core complex; RNA polymerase III complex; RNA polymerase I complex
Molecular function (GO): DNA binding; DNA-directed RNA polymerase activity
Source: RefSeq, a predicted model, not a curated record
CGCUGCUGUAGUUUCCCUCUCACAACUUAAAUAAAAACACAUGUGGACAUUUUUUAUUUAUUUAUAAAUAAUAUAAAUAAUAACACACAUUGUUGACAUAAAUUUGUGACAAUUUAUUAUUAAUUAAUUGUUUUGUUUUUGCUUAAAUUAUGGAAGACGAUCAACAAUCAACUUGUGAAAAAUUAUGGGCAGUUAGAAAAACAUCACUUGAAAUAUGUCGAGACAGAGGUUAUAAAGUAUCAGAGGAUGAAAUUAAUCAAACAUUUGAUGAAUUUAUUGAUAAAUAUGGUGAUGAACCAUCAACAGAUGAUUUAAAAAUUUUGGUUAAACAUAAAGAUGAUUCAUCUCAACGUUUAUUAGUUUUAUUUUAUUUCAAUCAUAAAGUUGGAGUUAAAACAAUGUCUGGUGCAUUAAAGCUAAUGCAAGAAAAAAAAGCUGUCAAUGGUAUUUUGGUGUAUAAUGAAAUAACUGGACCAGCUAAAGCAGCAACACGUGGUGAUUAUACAAAUAAUGAUGAAACAUUUCAUGGAUAUAAACUUCAAGUAUUUCAUGAAUCAGAAUUACUUAUAAAUAUUACACAUCAUGAACUUGUACCUCAACAUAUUGCCCUAAGUUCAGAGGAAAAAGCUGAUGCAUUAUUAAAACUUAAAGUAACCGAAAAACAAUUGCCGAAAAUUUUAUACAAUGAUCCAAUUGUUAGAUAUUAUGGAUUUGAACGUGGUCAACUUGUUAAAAUUAUUAGAAAAUCAGAAACAGCUGGUCAUUAUGAAGCACUCAGAAUUGUAUGUAAUUGAAAUAAAUUGUAACUAGCUGUAAAUAUUUAUAUUUUUUAAUAAAUAAAGUUUAUUGAAUUCUA